Messenger RNA from Phanerochaete carnosa HHB-10118-sp, 832 nucleotides. RefSeq lists its product as uncharacterized. Gene Ontology annotation, biological process: mitochondrial translation. The transcript has 2 exons. Lineage: Eukaryota; Fungi; Basidiomycota; Agaricomycetes; Polyporales; Phanerochaetaceae. The coding region runs from base 15 to 602 and encodes 195 amino acids. Gene Ontology annotation, molecular function: structural constituent of ribosome. The record is from RefSeq and is a predicted model, not a curated record.
GCUUGCAAGCUACCAUGUUAUCUGGACCCUCUCUGCUGGCACUGCGAGCAGCCAAACCAGAACUUCAUCUCCCAGCCAUCCGCCAGUCCGUCCGCCAUGCCGGUGGCGUAGCCUGGCGCGAGCAGGCUGUUUCCGACCCCCGCGUCGAGAUCAUCCGGCGCACGCUCUACCCUUCGAACCUACGCAACCGCGAAAGCCCGACAGGCCUAUGGAGGCCCAGUGUCGGACGCCGCCUCCAGCGCGCGAUUCCCUCCGUUCAAGCACAUGAGACCAUCGAGCGGGCGUGGUUCCUGCAUAAGCGUCACAUUCGCAAGGCACGCGAGGCGGAGCUGAAGAGGAAGUUCGAAUCCAUGAAGGGCGCGAUGGACGCACUUCGUGAGCUCGACACCCGGUUAUACACCGAGGCGAACAAGGAGGAAGACCCGAGGCAGAGGAGUCCGGCCGAGUUGGAGGCCCUCAAGAACAUCAAAGGUGCGGAGAAGAGGGCGUUAGAGUCGAGGAUACGAGGGCUGUUCCCAAGAGAGCUUCGGAUCCCGGCAGACACGCCUCCGAGGGAUGGGUGGAACCACAACUGGAGCCCUAUCCUUCGUCCGUUUCAUUGAGACUUUUGCUGCCGCUUUACGGUCUUACGCGCUGUCUAGGAAGACAGUUUCACUGUCUUAGCACUCAUUGCUUGUGCCUACGGACACAAAACGGUGCGGGCCCGCCCCUACUGGAGCACGAAUACUCCUUUCUCUCUGACCCUCGCUUCAACCUCCAUCACUUUGCUCUGCACCCUGUUAUAAUGCUGAAUAUCCCAGCGCUGUUACUUGGUCAUCCAAUCAUGAUGUCG